UGAGCGUGACGCUGGGAGCGAGCGAGGCGGUGGCACGGGCAGCUGCGCCGUUGCAGCAGUGCUCGCCUGUACAGUGCGCGGACAUGCUCAAGCUGUAUACGUCCAGCCAGGAGGGAGAGCGAGGGUGUGGCCGGAGCCAAGCGAAGGCGAAGGCGGAGGACGAGGCGGUCAAGACGCUCAAGCGCGGCACCGUCGUCCACGCCCAGUGUGUUCACUGCAAGGCCCAGCUCGAGUUCGUCCCUCCCUCCUCGACCUCGUCCGACACCUCGUUCCACCUCGAGUGCGCCCAGUGCGGCAACACCUGGAUCAACAAGCCCGCCAAGCCCCGACCACAGGGCAAGCGCAGGAUCGGAUCAGACGACAAGCCGCUCGAGACCGAGUACUACGAUCUUCUGGGUCUCCCGAUCACCUGCACGCCCGAGGAGGUCAAGAAGGCCUACCGUCGACUCGCCAUCAAGUUCCACCCCGACAAGAACCCCGAUGACCCGACCGCCGCCGACAAGUUCAAGGAGAUCGCCGUCGCCUACACGACCCUGUCGGACCCCAAGUUGCGCAAGCAGUACAACGAGUUCGGCAAGAGCCGCAAGGACGGCGGCGAGGCCGACGACAUGGUCGACCCGGAGGCCAUCUUCUCGACCCUGUUCGGCGGCGAGCGCUUCCAGGACAUCAUCGGCACCAUCUCGCUCGGCAGCGAGAUGAAGUCGGCCAUGCAGGCCGACGAGGACGACGACGACGAGUCGACCGCCGCCGCGAGUGGCAGUGCCGCGACCGCCGGCGGCAGCACGGUCGCGACGACGGUCGACCCCAAGACGGGCAAGCCCGUGACGACCAAGCCGGCGUUGACGCCCGAGCAGGAGGCGCGCAAGCGGGCCAAGGAGGAGCAGGAGGCGCGUGCGCUCGCCGAGAAGGCCAAGGUGCGCGAGCAGCGCGUCAAGCACCUCGCCGACAAGCUGCGCGACAAGCUCGCCCUCUUCAGCGAGCAGGCGUCGGGCGAGGAGGACGCUCAGAUCGCCGAGGGAGUGCGCACGAUGUGGACGAUCGAGGCUGAGGAGCUCAAGAAGGAGUCGUACGGCGUCGAGCUGCUGCACGCCGUCGGCCUUGUGUACACGAUGAAGUCCAAGCACUACCUCGCGUCGACCGGCCCGAUCCCGUUCGGCGUCGGCGGCUGGUUCCACGCGGCCAAGUCGACUGCGCACAUCUUCAACGCGACCGUGUCGACGGUGAGGAGCGCGUACGCGCUCAAGGACGUGUACGAGGCGAUCCAGAAGGCCGAGCAGAGCGGGUUGCCCGAGGAGGAGAAGCGCAAGCUCGAGGACAAGGCGGCGCAGAUGGGUCUUCACGCUCUCUUCAAGGGCGCCAAGCUCGAGGUCGAGUCGGUCGUGCGCGAGGUGUGCGACCGCCUGCUGCUCACCCUCGCGGCCGAGGAGGCCAACGUCCCGCUCGCGACGCUGCGGAAACGCGCCGUCGCGCUCGGCAUCCUCGGCGAGGUGUACUGCGCCGUGCAGAAGGACCCGAACGCGCCGGACGGCCCGCUCGGAGCGUUCGGCAUGGGCGGCGCGCCGCCGGCUUGAGGCGGGCUCCUUGCGGUGAACGUAGAUGGGUCCAUAGACGUGCAGUUGCAGUAUCACGCCCUCGCG
Messenger RNA from Rhodotorula graminis WP1, 1637 nucleotides. RefSeq lists its product as uncharacterized. The coding region runs from base 84 to 1571 and encodes 495 amino acids. The transcript is spliced from 11 exons. The record is from RefSeq and is a predicted model, not a curated record. NCBI's taxonomy places the organism in Eukaryota, Fungi, Basidiomycota, Microbotryomycetes, Sporidiobolales, Sporidiobolaceae.